Molecule: messenger RNA, 1167 nt
Organism: Morchella sextelata
Lineage: Eukaryota; Fungi; Ascomycota; Pezizomycetes; Pezizales; Morchellaceae
Exons: 4
Coding region: 1-1167 (388 amino acids)
Biological process (GO): amino acid catabolic process; D-galactonate catabolic process
Molecular function (GO): galactonate dehydratase activity
Source: RefSeq, a predicted model, not a curated record
AUGGCCAAAAUCACUUCUAUUGAAUACUUUCGUGUUCUGCCCCGCUGGCUAUUCGUUAAGGUUACCAGUGAGGACGGCCAUUAUGGCUGGGGAGAGUCAACAUUGGAAGGGCACACUGAAGCAAUUGAAGGCAGCCUCGAUGAAUUGAUCUUGAGAUUUGUGGGCUAUGAAGCUGAUGAUAUUGAGCACAUCUGGCAGACUGCCUGGAGAUUGGGAUUUUAUCGUGGUGGUGCCGUUUUCAUGUCUGCCAUCUCUGGAAUUGACAUUGCUUUAUGGGACUUGAAAGCCAGGAAGCUUGGCGUCCCUAUUUACUCGCUCCUUGGAGGAAAGGUUAGAAACAAGGUCGCAGUCUAUGCCUGGAUUGGAGGGGACCGUCCUGGAGACGUCGAAGAGCAAGCCAAGAAGCGCAAGGCUCAGGGAUUCACAACUAUAAAAAUGAACGCAACCGAGGACUUGGGCUGGUUGGACUCCCCAUCCGCGUUGAACGCUUCUGUCGAACGUUUGAAGGCUGUUAAAGCUGUCGGUCUCGAUGCUGGUCUUGAUUUUCAUGGCCGUAUUCACAAACCGAUGGCCAAACAACUUGCGAAGCUCUUAGAGCCCCACCAGCCACUCUUCAUCGAGGAGCCAUUGCUUUCCGAGCACCCCGAAGCCAUCAAGCACUUUUCUCAGCAGACCACAAUCCCAAUCGCUCUCGGUGAACGUCUUUACAACAGAUGGGAUAUCAAGCCAUUCCUUGAGUCAUCCUCGAUCGAUAUACUUCAACCUGAUGUCUCUCACUGCGGUGGAAUCUCUGAGAUUCGUCGCAUUGCAGCUAUGUGCGAGGCAUACGACGUUGGUGUAGCUCCCCAUUGCCCUUUGGGACCAAUUUCCUUGGCCGCCUCGAUUCAAGUUGCCAUGGCUACUCCCAACUUCGUCAUACAGGAGAUGUCUUUGGGCAUUCACUACAACAAGAUGACCCCCGCAGGCGCUGGCACCUGGGACUUGAACAGUUACCUUAAAGACACAUCUGUUUUUGAAGUCAAUGAAGGAUAUGUUAAGGGCCUUACAGGUGUAGGCUUGGGCAUCGAGGUUGACGAAGUGUUGAUCAGGAAGGUUUCUACCGAGUGUAAAACUGCCUGGAGAUGCCUUGAGUUCCACGGCCCCGACGGUGCUAUUAGAGAAUGGUAG